Pseudomassariella vexata is the source of this 885-nucleotide messenger RNA. RefSeq names its product P-loop containing nucleoside triphosphate hydrolase protein. The coding region runs from base 1 to 885 and encodes 294 amino acids. Gene Ontology annotation, cellular component: mitochondrion. The record is from RefSeq and is a predicted model, not a curated record. The transcript is spliced from 4 exons. Gene Ontology annotation, molecular function: ATP binding; 4 iron, 4 sulfur cluster binding; ATP-dependent FeS chaperone activity. Gene Ontology annotation, biological process: iron-sulfur cluster assembly; mitochondrial respiratory chain complex I assembly. NCBI's taxonomy places the organism in Eukaryota, Fungi, Ascomycota, Sordariomycetes, Amphisphaeriales, Pseudomassariaceae.
AUGCGACCAAGUCCAUCGCAGCUUUUCCGUACAUUCAGUCCUCUCUAUCAUGAAAACCCAUUAGGGCUCCCCCGAACGGGCACCAUCCCACGCAUGCAACGCGGCCUCCCAGAACGGAGGCCGAUCAAGGAUGUCCGAAAAGUCAUCGCCGUAUCUUCAGCUAAAGGCGGCGUGGGCAAGAGCACAGUGGCAGCCAACCUCUCCCUAGCCUUUGCCCGUCUUGGCCACCGCACCGGCAUUCUAGACACUGAUAUCUUUGGGCCGUCGAUACCGACAUUGUUCAACUUGUCAGGGGAGCCACGCUUAUCACAUAACAAUCAACUAAUCCCCAUGUCGAAUUAUGGCGUGAAGACUAUGUCAAUAGGCUACCUCGUAGGCGAGGACGCGCCCGUUGUGUGGCGUGGCCUCAUGGUCAUGAAAGCGUUACAGCAACUUCUGCACGAGGUGGACUGGGGCGGUUUGGACCUACUCGUGCUGGACCUACCGCCUGGGACGGGAGACACGCAGUUGAGUGUUACGCAGCAGAUUGUUCUCGACGGAUCGAUAAUAGUAACCACACCACACACCCUCGCAGUCAAGGAUGCGGUCAAGGGCAUUAACAUGUUCAAAAAGGUCGAGGUGCCGAUUCUGGGGCUCGUGCAGAACAUGUCUAUGUUCCACUGUCCUCAAUGCCAACACGAGACUGCCGUAUUUGGUUCCAAUGAACGAGUGAAGAAGGUAUGCGCAGAUCACGAUAUUCGAGUCUUGGGAGAAAUUCCUCUGCAUAUGAAUAUUGGGGACGACGGGGAGCGAGGCAAGCCAACCGUCGUCGCUGAACCAGAGAGCACAAGGGCGUCCGCGUUCUUGAGAAUUGCACAGAAAGUGGGAGCCAAGAUUGGAUUAUGA